This is a messenger RNA of Oikopleura dioica, 1824 nucleotides long. Lineage: Eukaryota; Metazoa; Chordata; Appendicularia; Copelata; Oikopleuridae. The record is from the annotation of a GenBank genome assembly.
AUGACCUGGCUAAUAAACACGAUCAAAAUAUGCUUGGCUAUUUGGUUCGUCUAUGUCUUCAUUUUCGCGAUUGGAUUAUUGUCUGAUUCUUUUCAAGUUCUUGGUGGUGCAUUUUUGAAUGAAGUGAUUGAACAUGCGGAAGCAUAUCUAGAAGACCCAUUUUGCGGCCUCUGCAUGGGAAUUCUCUUGACAGUCCUUUGCCAGUCGUCUUCGACCGCCACCUCAAUUUUCAUCACACUUGUUGGAUCAGGAUUGUUUACCGUUAAAGUCGGUAUUUACUGUAUCUAUGGAGCAAACGUUGGAACUUCUAUAACGAGUACUCUUGUCGCUUUCGGAAAUGUAGCCACACCAAGGGAAUUCAAAGCCGGUAUGGCUUGCGCCGCGAUUCCAGCAGUUUACGAUUAUCUUAUUGUGCUUGUUCUAUUCCCGUUAGAAAUUUGGUUCGACCUCAUGGAGAUGUUUGUUACAGCUCUCGCACCUUACCCACCUGAAGAGUGUCAGAAAGACCCUACUUUACCUGAAUGUGAGCACCACGAUACUGGUUUCGAUCCUAUUGCCGUUAUUACAGAGCCGAUUCAACAGUAUAUUUUGGUCAUUAACAAGGCUGGCCUUGGAGAAAAAGACUACCAUGGCAGCUUCGUUCAAUAUUGCAAAGAUAACCUCACUGCUAUUAAUGAAACAGAGCAUGAUCCCUGUUUUUAUCCGGACGACAGCAAUUGUCCUCCAGUGAAUGGAUCAACAUAUAUGACUCCUGGAGAAAGAUACUGCUGUUUUUUCGGCGAUUACCUUAGCGACGAGACCUUUUCCGUCAAGUUCACAGAUUCCUGCAUCGAGAAAGAAAAACACAUGUUUGUUAAUUCGUGCAUGUCUGACGAAGCGAUCGGUGGUAUUUGCUUUGCCAUUGCGUUUGUCCUCAUGUAUGGCGCGCUCGUUGGUGUUGUCAAAUGCCUCAAGUCGGUCCUUGAAGGAUCAAUUCAGCAAGUACUAAAGGACAAUAUUGACAAAAACCUUCCAUACCCAUUCGGCUGGCUUACAGAAUAUCUCUACGUUGUCGCUGGCUUAGUGUUGACCAUUGCCGUCCAAUCUAGUUCAAUCGUUCUCGCCAUUUUAACACCGAUUGUGGCAAUCGGUGUUGUGAGCAUUGACCGAGCUUAUCCGAUCACCAUUGGCGCUAAUAUCGGUACAACGAUUACUGGACUCAUCGCUGCCUUUGCGAACGCAAGUGGCAAUUUCCACGAUGCUCUAGCGGUCUCACUCUCCCAUAUGUUCUUCAAUAUCUUUGGUUUUAUCCUGUUCUUUUUGAUUCCGAUUACUCGUGCUCCAGUGAUAAAAGCGUCGAAUUGGAUAGGAAAAAUGGCCAGUAAAUAUCGAUGGUGGUCGAUUAUGUACACUAUUCUUGCAUUCAUUGCUCUACCUCUUAUUUUAUUCCUUAUCUCGCUCUUCCCCUUGGACAGUGACAAAGGAUGGAUCACUUCUUUCGUGAUUAUGUAUCUUAUUGCCGGUGGCUUCAUUUUCGUCGCAACUAUAACUUGGCUUCAGCAAAAGCAUCCAAAGUUCCUACCAGAAUGGUGGAAAAACUGGAAGUGCUUACCGGUCUAUUGCAGAUCUUUUGAAGCUUACGGAUGUACCCCGAAUGAAAUACAUGAUGAAGAAGAAGAUGAGGAAAAAGAAGACCUAAACUUAGAUGAAAACGAAAAUCUUGCAGUCGAAAAUGAGGCCUAUGAGGAGUACCAAGCCACCGGCGAAAAACCAAGCAAACGAAACACCGAAAAAGAGGAAGAGAAAAAAGAAGAGCACGGCGAUGACUUUGCCACUGACUUUUGA